Bipolaris zeicola 26-R-13 is the source of this 1461-nucleotide messenger RNA. RefSeq lists its product as uncharacterized. Gene Ontology annotation, molecular function: ethanolamine-phosphate cytidylyltransferase activity. The transcript is spliced from 5 exons. The record is from RefSeq and is a predicted model, not a curated record. Gene Ontology annotation, cellular component: cytoplasm. Lineage: Eukaryota; Fungi; Ascomycota; Dothideomycetes; Pleosporales; Pleosporaceae. Bases 1 to 1461 code for a protein of 486 amino acids. Gene Ontology annotation, biological process: phosphatidylethanolamine biosynthetic process.
AUGCAGCGCAGACACAGCGCCCGAGGAGAAUGGAUCCCCACCGAGGGCCAAUGGCCCGUCGAUCCCCAGCAGGACAUGCCCGUCUCUGACGACCGUAUCUGGGUCGACGGCUGCUUCGACUUUGCCCACCACGGUCAUGCCGGCGCAAUGCUGCAGGCCCGCCAGCUGGGCACCGAGCUCUACGUCGGCGUCCACUCGGACGAAGCCAUCCUCGAGAACAAGGGCCCGACCGUAAUGCGCCUCGACGAGCGUGUCACCGCCGUCGAGGCCUGUCGAUGGGCAACCAAGGCCGUCCCACGAGCCCCCUACGUUACCUCGCUGCCCUGGAUCACCCACUACGGUUGCCAGUAUGUUGUCCACGGCGACGACAUCACCUCGGACAGCGAUGGCCGCGACUGCUACCGCUAUGUCAAGCAGGCCGGCCGCUUCAAGGUCGUCAAGCGCACCCCGGGCAUCUCGACAACCGACCUCGUCGGUCGUAUGCUGCUGUGCACCCGCUCCCACUUUAUCCCUUCUCUCGACAAGCGCUUGACCGGUGAAGAGGGCCCUGGCGACGAGGCAGAGCGCACAAAGGCUGGCCAGGAAAUGCUGCAGCGCAUCAAGGACUAUGCGACUGACGCCUCGGGCCGUGCCCCUGGCUGCGAUGUCUGGUACUGGCAUGCUUCUCGACCAGUCAAGCUACGGAGAACCACAACCAGCGCCGUUACCAGCCCUACCCGCCCCGAUCACCCCCGCCAGGAAUCCACGGUCUCGCAAGUAGGCCCCGUCAGGGAGGAAAAGGGCAAGUUCAACCAGCUCGUUCAGGGCAAGGGGCUUAAGGAGGGCCAGUCUGUCGUCUAUGUCGAUGGCGGCUGGGAUCUGUUCUCCUCUGGCCAUAUUGAAUUCUUGCGCUCCGUCACACAAUGCGAAGAAGACCGCGCGAGGGAAAACGGAUGGUACACGGAAGAAGCCAAGCAGGAGCGCAUACAAAAAACCGGCGAAGACUAUGGCCCGGUUUUCUUGAUCGCCGGUAUCCACGACGACGAGGUCAUCAACCACUGGAAAGGCAUCAAUUACCCGAUCAUGAACAUUUUUGAACGUGGUCUAUGCGUUUUGCAAUGCAAGUACGUCCACGCUACCAUUUUCGGCGCUCCUUUCUCCCUUAGCAAGGCCUUCCUCCACGCCCUCCCCUAUUCAUCUCCCCUGACCAUCUACCAUGGCAAGACUACCUUUAUGCCACUCCAGUUCGACCCCUACGCUGUGCCCAAGACGAUGAACAUUUACCGCGAGAUUGGCGACCAUGGCUUCCAAAACGUCAAUGCCGCCGAGAUUGUCGCCAGGAUCAUGAAGGGCAGGGCUCUGUACGAAGAGAGACAGCGCAAAAAGGGCGAAAAGGGCAUCACCGAGGAUGCAGAAAAGCUUCGACAGGAGAUGGAGCGCGAGCAGAGGAGGAGGGAGGUUGAGGGCCAGUUUGGCCUAUGA